Messenger RNA from Limanda limanda (common dab), 1877 nucleotides. RefSeq names its product peroxisomal N(1)-acetyl-spermine/spermidine oxidase-like. The transcript has 10 exons. Gene Ontology annotation, molecular function: polyamine oxidase activity. NCBI's taxonomy places the organism in Eukaryota, Metazoa, Chordata, Actinopteri, Pleuronectiformes, Pleuronectidae. Bases 66 to 1538 code for a protein of 490 amino acids. The record is from RefSeq and is a predicted model, not a curated record.
UCCUCUCUUUGUCUUUUUUGCCUCAGUUUGCAUUUCUUCAUUUCCCUGUUUGAUUUUGGGCGAGAAUGGCUGACAACAGAGAACCAAAGACUGUAAUAAUAGGAUGCGGGAUAUCAGGAAUAUCUGCGGCACACAGGCUCUUUCAAGCUGGAUUUCACAACGUGCGGAUCCUGGAGGCAACUGCGAGGAGCGGAGGAAGAAUAAAAACUGCCAAACUGGGUAAUACCAUUACAGAGAUAGGUGCGUCUUAUAUCCACGGCCCAUCUGAGGAGAACCCAGUGUUUUGUUUGUCCCGGGACUAUGACCUCCUGGAUCCAGAGGCCCUCACUGAAGAGAACCAGGCCAAUGCUGUUGAUGAAAGACCUCCCUUUGUACCCAACUGGUUCAGCAGUUCAGGUCAGAGGCUGAUCGCUGAACACAUGAUUCCUGCUGUAGAGAUGCAUGUUGAUCUGAUGGAAGAUCUUGAAUGGAUUAAGAACGGAGAAGAAACACCGUGGGCCAGCGUUGGGGAUUUCAUACGAUCUGAGUUGCCACAACGAGCAGAAGAGAGAUGGAAAGAUAAGGAUGAAACCACCAGGGAGCUGCUGAUGUGUGCCAUCAGUACCCUGACGAAGAUGGAGUGCUGUGACAAUGCCGCUCACAGCAUGGAUGACUUGGACCUGGUGGGGUUUACUAUGUACAAGAAUCUAGCUGGACUGGACUGCACCAUUCCAAGCGGCAUGGAAUCCCUGAUCGAGAGCUUGAUGUCAGAGCUCCCUUGGGAUUUAGUGUCCUACAAUCAUCCUGUGCGGUGCGUCCACUGGAACAACGCGGGGGGCGGAGAACACGUGGUGACGGUUGAGUGUGAGGACGGCGAGAUGAUCGCUGCUGAUCAUGUUAUUGUCACAAUACCUCUAGGAUACCUUAAGAAGCACCACUCAACCCUGUUCUGUCCACCUCUACCAGUGCACAAGCUUCACUCCCUCCAGAAACUAGGAUUUGGAACAUGCGACAAAAUAUUUAUGGAGUUCGAUUCACCGUGGUGGGAUCCUGACUGUGAGAUCAUCUAUCUGCUGUGGACAGGCAAGGACGACCCCUCAGAGCAGGUGUCCGAUAUGAGAAAGUCCUGGAUGCGCAAGAUUGUUGGCUUCACUGUGCACCAACCUUCUGAAAGGAACAGCCAUGUUCUCUGUGGCUGGAUUGCUGGGCAUGAAGCAGAGUAUAUGGAGACGCUCAGUGAGGAGGAAGUCAGAUGCGGGGUCACGGAGCUCGUCCGUUUAUUCACACGAAACCCCACCAUCACUCCAAGGAGAAUCGUGCGCACACAGUGGUUUCACGACCCCUGGACAUGUGGAUCAUACAGUCACCCAGCAGUAGGAUGUACAGCACAGGACUUGGAGGACAUGAUGGAGCCGCUGCCUACGAAGGGACCACAGCCCCUGCAGGUGUUGUUCGCUGGAGAGGCUACUCAUCCCUGCUACUACUCCACCGUCCACGGAGCUCUUCUCACUGGGUGGAGAGAAGCUGAUCGGCUCAUCUCUCACUACUCCUCCGUUUAAACCACCAGAUUAAACACAUCCAUAUUGUUAUCCCUUCGUGACAUGUGGAAUGUUAUGUUUUUGGGUCGUCUUUUCCUGUUGCAUUGUGGUAGGCACCAGAUUAUGAUGAAGAAGAAAAAGUAAUAAAAUAAUAUGUAUUUAGUUCUCGUGCAUUAAUCCUAAUGUCUUGUUUUUUGUUUGUUUAAACCGUCCACCAACAAGUUUGACAUUGUUAUAAAAGCCAUAGAUUGACCCAAAUGACUAACCUUUUAAAACAAUAAUCAUCUAAAUAAUCUAUAGUAAUAAUGCAGUAACCUGACAUUGUUAAAUUAUUUUUUCAGUGGUGGAAGAAUCAUAAUG